AUGGAGUCCAUUGAAAUAAGCUGUUUGAUAAUAUUCGUUGAUAUCCUCGUAAAUCUUCUUCCUUUAAAUACGAUAAUCAAUUGUGACAGUCACUUUCAUCGAUUGCGCGCUUGCCAUUUCCAUCACAAUGACCUAGAAAAUGAAAACAUUUUUGAUGCUUUGUCGCAUGACAUGAGCCAAUCUCACCCACAAACAUUAAGCGCCGACAACAUCAGUUUAAAUUUGUAA
Clunio marinus is the source of this 228-nucleotide messenger RNA. The record is from the annotation of a GenBank genome assembly. NCBI's taxonomy places the organism in Eukaryota, Metazoa, Arthropoda, Insecta, Diptera, Chironomidae.